This is a messenger RNA of Neoarius graeffei (lesser salmon catfish), 3670 nucleotides long. RefSeq names its product tripartite motif-containing protein 16-like. Lineage: Eukaryota; Metazoa; Chordata; Actinopteri; Siluriformes; Ariidae. The transcript is spliced from 6 exons. The record is from RefSeq and is a predicted model, not a curated record. Gene Ontology annotation, molecular function: zinc ion binding; protein binding. Bases 86 to 1771 code for a protein of 561 amino acids.
CUGUGUUUGUGCUCCUCCUCUCUCUCUCUCUCUCUCUCUCUCUCUCUCUCAGUCUCUCUCUUUCUCAGUCUGUGAGUUCAGGAAAAUGGCUGAAGCCAGUAUUUCAGUAGCUCAGGACCAGUUCAUGUGUCCAGUGUGUCUGAAACUCCUGAAGGAUCCGGUGGCUAUCCCCUGUGGUCACAGUUUCUGUAAGGUGUGUAUUAAUGGCUGCUGGGAUCAGGAGGAUCAGAAGGGCGUCUACAGCUGUCCUCAGUGCAGAGACACUUUCAUGACAAGGCCUGUUCUAUGCAGAAACAACAUGCUGGCUGAAGUAUUGGAGAAACUGAAGAAGACUGAAGUCCAAGCUGCUUCUCCUGCUCACUGUUACGCUGGACCUGGAGAUGUGGAGUGUGAUUUCUGCACCGGGAGAAAACACAAAGCCGUCAAGUCCUGUCUGAUGUGUGUGGCUUCAUUUUGUGAAAUUCAUCUGAAACCUCAUCUUGAAGUUCCUGCUUUGAAAAAACACACAUUAAUUGAAGCCUCAGCAAAACUCCAAGAGAAGAUCUGCUCUGAACAUGACAAGCUGAUGGAGAUCUACUGUCGUACUGAUCAAAUAUGUAUUUGCUCUUUGUGCAUGUUGGAGAAACAUAAAGACCAUGACGCUGUUUCAGUUGCAACAGAAAGAGCUGAGAAACAGAGUGAGUUAAAGGAGGAGCAGAUGAAAUCCCAGCAGAGACUCCAGGAGAAGCAGAAGAAGGUGCAGGAGCUGAAACAGGCUGUGAACACUAUAAAGCUCAGUGCACAGACAGCAGUGGAGGACAGUGAGAGGAUCUUUACUGAGCUGAUCAGCUCCAUGGAGAAAAAGCGCUGGGAGGUGACGGAGCUGAUCAGAGAUCAGGAGAAGGCUGAACUGAGUCGAGCUGAACGACUCCUGGAGCAACUGGAGCAGGAGAUUGCUGAUCUUCAGAGGAGAGUCACUGAGCUGGAGCAGCUUUCACACACACACGAUCACAUCCAUUUCCUCCAGGUUUUAGCUUCUGGACAUUGGUCUCCUCAAUUCAGCAGAACAUCAUUUCACACAUCCAGCGUCACUGUCCAUCAACAUCUCUCAUUUGAUGGAGUGAGGAUUUCUCUCUCAGAUCUGAAAAAGAGACUCGAGGAAUUCUGUGAGGAGGAAUUCAACAAAAUCCCUCCACAUGCUGCAGUAGUUCAGAUCAUUUCAGAGCCAGAACCACAGAGCAGAGAAGAGUUUCUGAAAUAUUUCUGUGAUCUGACUCUGGAUCCCAACACGGUACAUCGUCACCUCAUUCUGUCUGAGAAGAACAGAGCGGUGAGAGACAGUGAGAGAGAGCAGCGUUACUCUGAUCAUCCAGAGAGAUUUGAUUCCUACAGGCAGGUGCUGUGUAAGGAGAGUGUGUGUGGACGCUGUUACUGGGAGGUGGAGUGGAGCGGUGCUGGUGUGUUCAUAUCAGUCUCAGAUAAAGACAUCAGAAGGAAAGAACAGGGUUAUGAGUGUUGGUUUGGACGUAACAAUCAGUCCUGGAGUCUGUGGUGUUCUUCUUCUUCUCUCUCUUUCUGGCACAACAACAUUAAGACUGAUCUCAUAGUUCCAUCACCCUCCAGAAUAGGAGUGUAUGUGGAUCACAGUGCAGGAACUCUGUCCUUCUACAGCGUCUCUGACACGAUGAAGCUCCUCCACAGAGUCCACACCACAUUCACUCAGCCUCUAUAUGCUGGGUUUGGGCUCUACUUGUUUUAUGGUUCUACUGUGAGAUUGUGUGAUCCAGAAUAAAAAAGUGUGUAGUGUUUUCUGUAAAAUUCCUGCACGUUGCCACGUUGUUGCUUAGUCGUCUGGUUCACUAGAACACAAUCCAGCUGCACAAAAAACACUCAUUUUAAUAUUAAAAUGAAAACAGAUGAAUAAUUUAACAGAAUUAAAAAGGAAACGUUAAAAAUUAACUGACAAGAAACUUGUCAAACAUGACCUUCGCAUUAUAAAGUUGUGUUUGUUUCAUAUUAAGCAGCAUCUCAUUAAAUAACUAAUAAACAGUAAUAAAGCCAGAACAGAACAACAUUUUAAACCUGUUCAGGUCACACUAUAUAAAAAUAAAACAUCACUUUUGGAAUGAAUUUGAUUUUUCUGCUUGUGUUCUAAGAUGUAAAAUCCACAUUCACUUUUUAAAAUCUGAAGUUGUUUCUAAACCCUGAGAUUUGAUUGUAAAACACUGAACAAUAUUUAAACUCCAUUAGAACAUACAGUACAUGAUCGGUUCAGGCUGCCGAUGUCGUGUUCAUCCCAUAUUCAGCCUGGAUGAUGAUUGGCCCGCAGAUAGAACCUUAUAAAUCCAGGUUUAUCUGUGAGUUUGGGAUUUUUAUUCAAAUAUUACAAUCAAAGCUUUGCAGACUAAAAGAUAAGAGCACAGGGGAAUAAAGUUUCCCCCAGUGAUGGAGUUUCUGUGCUGAACUCAUUUUCAGACAGAAGCAUUUAAUACUGAGGUCAGGAUGUCAGCAAGCUGCUGUGUUGAUACGCAACGGGGGUUUUCUCCACUUUGGAUGGAUAUUUUUAGAUUAUUUAAUCUGUGGGAAAUAACGACAGUGUCUUGAAUAUGUGUUUGUGAAAAUCACUGUAAACCUACAACUGACUUUUUCCUCCAAAAAACAUCUCUUAUAAUGUUGUCAUAUAUUUUCUGUGUGAGUAAUGAUGAUAAAUCUGUCUCUGUGAACUGGAUCUGUCUGUGGUCUGACUCCUGAUUUAGAUUCUAAACAUGAUUGUUGGAAAAACUUCUUUUUUAAAAAUCCUUUUCAUUUACAAUCAAAUAAAGCAAAAAAAAAAAAAAUCUGUUUCAGUUCUCUGUUCUGAUUGGUCAGAAGGUGUUAAUUAAUUUUCUAUAACAGCAGCUCUGACAGUAGUGCAGGUUUAUAUUAAUGGGCUUGCUCUAAUAUGUUCUUGUUUCUAUAGUAACAGCUCAUUGAAGUGAAAUUAUUUUAGACUUGUGUGUUAUAUUAAUGAGCGUCUCAUUAAAUAACUAAUAAACAGUAAUAAAGCCAGAACAGAACAGCAUUUUAAACCUGUUCAGGCCACACUAUAUAAAAAUAAAAUAUCACUUUUGGAAUGAAUUUGAUUUUUCUGCUUGUGUUCGAAGAUGUAAAAUCCACAUUCACUUUUUAAAAUCUGAAGUUGUUUCUAAACCCUGAGAUUUGAUUGUAAAACAUUGAACAAUAUUUAAACUCCAUUAGAACAUACAGUACAUGAUUCGUUCAGGCUGGUGAUGUCGUGUUCAUCCCAUAUUCAGCCUGGAUGAUGAUUGGCCCACAGAUAGAACCUUAUAAAUCCAGGUUUAUCUGUGAGUUUGGGAUUUUUAUUCAAAUAAUUAUUACAAUCAAAGAUUUGCAGACUAAAAGAUAAGAGCACAGGAGAAUAAAGUUUCCCCCAGUGAUGAAGUUUCUGUGCUGAACUCAUUUUCAGACAGAAGCUUUUAAUACUGAGGUCAGGAUGUCAGCAAGCUGCUGUAUUGAUACGCAACGGGGUUUUUCUCCACUUUGAAUGGAUAUUUUUAGAUUAUUUAAUCUGUGGAAAAAUAAAGACAAUGUCUUAAAUAUGUGUUUGUGAAAAUCACUGUAAACCUCCAACUGACUUUUUCCUCCAAAAAACAUCUCUUUUAAUGUUGUCAUAUAUUGUCUGUGUGAGUAA